ACAAAACAACGCACCCUACAGAACAAUAGAACAAUCGAACGAUUUUGCAUUCCUUCGGACGAGAACGACGCGCGAGCUCUAUGGCCAACGAAGAAGACGAUCUUGAUCUUCUCCUUUCUCUCCAAGAUAAAGUCGUUGAAACUCCUCCUGGAACUCCGCCUCAUGCCUCAGAUUUACUCUCCGACAAUGAAUCACCAAGACGAGCGGGUCAUGCGGAUAUGUCUAUCUUUAGAAGCGCUGUCAAAGAUUGCCUUGACUAUGCUCACAUACCAACUGAGAAAAGUGGAAAAACAAACCGGUCUAAGGCCUCUGACGACGUUACAAUCGAGAAGUUCUCUGGUUUGAGAGUGAGGAAUCAACUGGUAGGACCUGUAGAGCUUCACGAUCGUUUUUCUGACAUUCGCUUUGUUCGUUUGUCUACCAUAAAGAAUCUGUUGGUUGGGGACACCCUUUCAGGCUGUUGGGUAACUGUAGGAGUGUUGACUGAGAAAGGGAGCCCAAAGACAAGCUCUACAGGGAAAGCUUACUGCAUUUGGAAACUUAGUUGUUUGGAUGAAAACGCUGUUUCUGUUUUCUUAUUUGGUGAUGCAUAUAAAAGAAAUUGCAAGGAGCUGGCUGGAACAGUUUUUGCAGUGUUUAACUCUACAGUACGCAAGGAUGCAAUGGGCAUGGGGUUUUCUUUAAGUGUGUAUCAAUCAAGCCAGUUGUUAAAGAUGGGCACUUCAGAUGACUAUGGAGUAUGCAAGGGCAAGAAGAAGGAUGGGAUGGCUUGUACAACAGUAAUAAAUAGGCGACGUGGCAUAUACUGUAAAUAUCAUAAAUCAAAGGCAUCAGAAAAAUAUUCCACCACCAUACGAACUGAGCUCAAAGGAGGGAAUCUGAGGACUGCAUUCAGAGAUCAUCAUCUCAAGGCAGAAGGAGUUUACAUGGUAAAUCCGCUAGUCGGUAAAGUGAAUUCUAAACAUCGAGCGUCGCCAGCAAAACUGUUGUCUGUGGAAGGCCUGAAAAAGGCAUUGAGCAAUGCAGAUAAUGUGACCACCAAUGUACACUCACAAGGGAAAAGAUUCCUUGCCGAGAUCACAGGGAAAAUGACUGAUAAAAGUGGAAAUAAAGAACUUUCCAGACAAAGUCAGCAGAGGAUCAGUUCAGAGAAGACGUCAAUUUUGAAGUCAUCUGGAGUUGAAAAUCAACAAGAUCCAAAAAGAAAGAAAACGAGCCAUGCUCCGGCAGACAAAACCACAAAAGACAUGGGAAAGAUGGUGGAGUUGGAUUAUAUUAGUUCAGAUGAUGACAUCGACCUUACAUUCACCCUAUAAAUUAAAGUUUGAGAUUUGAUUCUUACAAGAGCUAAUUCCCAUCAAUUUUUUACGCUUAUACUUACAAUCCUGAUACAAGAUGGUGACAGUUGGCUGAUCUAAACGGAGGAUUCAAGCUCGACUGCUUAAGUAUAGCGACUAAUUAAUAAUCAUGGCUCACUGUGGUUUGGGAGGGACAAGCUAGAAUGGCCGACAACCAAUGUGGGAAGAAUGGUCAUCCGUGCACAUGAUUGGGGUAUGUGAUGUGCUACCUAUCUCUUUUUUUUAAUGUCUAUCCCCUUCCCAUGUUUUUCAUGCAGUGGUCCGAUUAGGAAGUCCAAUAUAACAGUUAGUUGAAAAACUGUUUUUCUAAAUGAAUUGAAAUGUACGAGAUAGUACGUGUUAAUUAUAGUUGAGUUAUAUUCAA
This is a messenger RNA of Cucurbita maxima (winter squash), 1722 nucleotides long. Its product is annotated as protein MCM10 homolog. Gene Ontology annotation, biological process: DNA replication; DNA replication initiation. The coding region runs from base 81 to 1316 and encodes 411 amino acids. Gene Ontology annotation, molecular function: single-stranded DNA binding; DNA replication origin binding. Gene Ontology annotation, cellular component: replication fork protection complex; nucleus. The record is from RefSeq and is a predicted model, not a curated record. NCBI's taxonomy places the organism in Eukaryota, Viridiplantae, Streptophyta, Magnoliopsida, Cucurbitales, Cucurbitaceae. The transcript is spliced from 11 exons.